AUUCAACAGGUCUUUGAUUUUACGUCAUGUCACUCGGGCAAAAUGUCAGUCAAUCAGCUAAUGUCAAUUGUCAAUAGAUGCAUUGGAUUUAUUUAUUGCGGAACAGAAAGUAAAUAAAGAGAAGUGCAUUUUUUAAAGUAGUAAUAAGUGGUUUGAAUACUUGUGGCAUCAAUAUAAAUACAUAAUGACUACAUUUAUAUUGUGUGCUUUGCGUUUGACAUAUAGAAAACAGAAUUUCAAAGCAGUCUUUUAUUCAUCACAGCCAGAACGUGCUAGUGAAAGAAACUUAGGAAAAGUUGUUAACGUAGCUAUUAUUGGGGCGCCAAAUUCUGGAAAGAGCACCCUCAUAAAUAAAGUUACUGAAAGGAAGAUAUGUGCAGCUUCCAGCAAAGUACACACGACGACCAAGUUAGUAAGAGCAAUGUGCUAUGAAAAUGAUACACAGAUCAUAUUUUUAGAUACUCCUGGAGUUGUCACCGAAAAAGAAAAGAAAAAAUAUAAUUUGCCUGAUUCCAUGAUGGGAGCGUGCCACAAAAGCUUGAGGUGUGCUGAUGUUGUUGGUGUGGUUCAUGAUGUUUCUAAUAGAUAUACAAAAGAUGUUUUACACUCAGAUGUAAUCAACAUGCUCAAUGUUAUAGCUGAUGUACCAAGCUUUUUAAUUAUUAAUAAAAUUGAUAAACUAAAAUCAAAAAAUCAACUUCUGGGCAUAAUAAGAAGUCUCACCAAUGGUAUGAUUGCUGGCAAUCCUAUCCCUGGAUCAGAAAGACGGAAAAGGAACACUGAAAAUAAAUUAGAAAAAGGAUACAGUAAAUUCUCUGAUGUCUUUCUUAUAUCAGCACUGAAUGGUGAUGGAAUACUGGAUAUAAAGAACUAUCUUAUCAGCAAUGCAAAGACUGCUGGAUACCAAUAUGCUCUCUCAGAAUGGACAGACCAGAAACCAGAAACUCUUAUAAUGGAAGCAGUUAGGGCUAAGUUUUUAGACUUUUUGGCACAAGAGAUCCCAUACAAACUGAAUGUUCAACUUGAAUACUAUGAAGAAAUUGAAGAACAAGAUAAAAUUCUAUGUGCAGUAGUGGUAGAGUGCCCCAAUGAAAGAUUAUUAAGGUUAAUAGCUGGGGCUGGUGGUGGUAGACUACAACAAAUCAAAUCACAUGUUAGAAAUGACCUAGUAGAUUUAUUUAAGAAAACCGUUAUUAUUGACUUACAGUUAAAAGUGAAAAAUCGAAGUGAAUCUGUAGCAUAAGUAGUGUUUUUAAACGAAUUAUUAUUAAAGUGCUAUACAUAUUGAUUGUUAUAAUGUGUCCACAUCACAAUUGUAAGG
Molecule: messenger RNA, 1321 nt
Organism: Spodoptera exigua (beet armyworm)
Lineage: Eukaryota; Metazoa; Arthropoda; Insecta; Lepidoptera; Noctuidae
Source: the annotation of a GenBank genome assembly